Lachancea nothofagi CBS 11611 is the source of this 321-nucleotide messenger RNA. Lineage: Eukaryota; Fungi; Ascomycota; Saccharomycetes; Saccharomycetales; Saccharomycetaceae. The record is from the annotation of a GenBank genome assembly.
AUGACCACGUUGAAACAAAUAGCCCAUCUCGGGUUUGAUUUGGCACUUAUUUCGAUCAUACUGGCUGGAUUACGCAGAAACACUGGCUGGAUACUAUCCUAUGAGCAGUCGGACCUUAAGAAUUAUAUAAAACGAUAUUUAGACUGGGGAGAAUUCCUGUACGGGCGCCUGAUACAUGUUGCCGAGAGAAGCAAGUAUUUUAGGAAAGAGACACCACUGGACGGGUUCCUUGAUGGUGUUUUCAAGAGAGUCGAGGAACUUGGAAGGGAGCCUCGUAAGUCUGUCAACCGGGAAAGGGCUACGUCUAUCGAGCGGCGCUAG